AUGCGCCUCAUCCCCCUCGCCGUUUCGGUUGCGCUUGUCGCUCCGGGACUGGUAGCAGCCAUGUACGUUAGACUCCGCACCCAUGUCCCAGCACUGGGAAUGGGCGCCGCCGGUGAUGGUCACACCUGGCUGCUCAUGUCGACAUCCAACCGUCACGACUACGUCCUCGUCGGCACUGAAAGUGAUGCCGCGAAUCCGUCGUGGGAGUCAGGAAACGCUUCCUUCAGGCACACUUCGGACGAGAUGAUCGUUGACUGCCACCUUGACGCCUAUGACUACAAUGGCGAUCUAGGCGAUUUUGUCUACGACCUUGCCAGCUUGUCUGACACCAAUGCCCACCCAUGUGGCGAUUUCCACGGUGUGAGGUUGAUCUGCGGAGAUGUGAUUGGAGCGAAUGGUCAGGUCGUCCCUGGAGCUAGGCAGAUGUGCACGGGAUAG
Messenger RNA from Dioszegia hungarica, 438 nucleotides. RefSeq lists its product as uncharacterized. The transcript is spliced from 2 exons. NCBI's taxonomy places the organism in Eukaryota, Fungi, Basidiomycota, Tremellomycetes, Tremellales, Bulleribasidiaceae. The record is from RefSeq and is a predicted model, not a curated record. The coding region runs from base 1 to 438 and encodes 145 amino acids.